GCUGCUGUAAAACUAUUUCCCUGUGGGAAGUAAAUACCAGCUUGAAGAAAUUUACAGAAAGGUCCAUGCUGAUGAAACGGACUUUGCAUACACUGCAUCGCGUGUGAUUGGCUUACAAUUGCGUUGUUGUCAAUCAACCUGUCGAUUGUCGUGCACCGUGUUGAAUUCAAGAUGGCGGAAGGCGGAUGAUGCUUACAUGAGUAGUAACAGUUGUCCCGGUGAACAAGUACCUUAUGGGGCUUUUGGAACUACCAUUUUGUCAUGAGCUUACUAAAGAAACUUGCGUCUUUGUCCCCUCUUCAAUCACCGAGCUCAGACGCUGACAAGAAGCAGUUAGACGAUGGUUUUGUGGAAGGGGCCUCAGAUGACCUGAGACUAGUUGACGUACAUUGGAAUAACGCAAAGGCCAUAAUAGCUCUGGACGAGAAAACUAUUGGACACCAUGAGCGAUGCAAUAUUUUAGUGUCUUAUUUAAAUGAAAUUGUUUCUGUUUUAGUCGACGAAAAGGACGGCGAUCCGGGACCGUGUUUACAAUACGUUCUGGACGAACAUGUUUUUCAAAGGGUCUUCACCUGGAGCGCGUCGAACAAAACUUACGUCAAAGACAUGAAGAGGGAACAGCUUAGGUUAUUUAGGAACCUCAUAGAAAAAGGCAGAGCGCCUUUGCUUAUUUACGAGCAAGUUUGGAAACCUUUGCUUUAUCUUUUGCACUCCUGCGUCAACAACAUCUCUUCAGAUAUGGAGGAACAUUUCGUGGCUGUCCUGAAAGGCCUUUGCGUGAGUGUGAACCGGGAUAUUGCCCUGCUAGAUCUGUUCUUCUUGGAUAAUCAUCAUCACACCCAGAUUGCCAAACUAUCAGUGUUUUCACUGCUCAUUCCUUUUGUCCACCGAGAGGGAAAUUUGGGAAUCUGGGCUCGCGAUGCAAUGUUGCUAUGCAUGGCACUGUCAUCUGUCGACACUAGACUGGGCACGUACAUCGCCGAAGAGACAGACUUUUGUCCCGUGUUGGCAACAGGGCUAAGUGCAUUGUACUCUGAUCUGCCAACCUCUCUGGAUAUACCAUCAGAAGACUGGUAUUCCUUGGAGAGGGGACUCUGGGCAACAUUUCCUGAACUGGUGUCCUUUCUGACAUCACUGGAGUUCUGUAACAAUGUUGUUCAGAUUGCCCAUCCUCGAGUUCAGUUCAAGCUGCUGGAUCUUAUCUAUCACGGAUUUCUUGUGUCAGUUAUGGCAUCAUCACUAAGUCAGAGCUCCACUGAAGCCUUAAUUGCUGCCACGUCCUACCUGGAUCUUUUCCUACGCAGCAUUACUGAUGCUAACUUGAUGAAAGUGUUUCUGGAGUUCAUUAUGGUGGAGCGAUCAGAUGGCACUCCCAUUCUGGACUUGCUUGUGUCAAGAAUCUCACAUGAAUCACAGCUUGCUGUUGUGUCACUGGGUUUGUUUUACACUCUUCUGGAUCUGAAUUGUGAGGACAUCUUGUAUAGCUUGGUGCUCAAAUACCUCCUUCCUUGUAAUCAUAUUCUAAGCAGCCAGAAGAGAACUAUCAAGGAGGUGGAUCUUUACAGCAAAAGCGCUUUCAAAUUUCUGUCGCUUAUUCCCGCUUGCUGCUCCAGUGAAUCCUCUUCGCUUUCCUCUUCCACCGAGAAUUUAAACGCUAGCGCCAACACCCCAAUGAAGAUUGACCUGCAGACAUCCAGCGAGUUGGUGUUUUAUCGGUCACCGCUCCUGAGCGAUCUUUAUGCCGACGUCUGUGCGGAUUACAUGGAGUACCUCGCGGACGCGCGUGGCUUAUUAAAAGCUUGCCAGAUGAAGUGCACGUGUUGGUCCGCUCCCUACGACGGACAAAACCCAGUCCCACCGGACCCCUCCUCGGUAGAACGUGAACGGUCGCUCUCCAACUUGUCAGCACCCGUUACCAAUGGCGACAUCCCCAACCGGAGAUCCCUUGGGCCAGAGGAUGGUCGCGCUCCGGUAAAGCGAUCCAAAUCAGCGACGGAGUAUGAACAGAAGCAGAGUAAACCUGAUUUAGGACCGUUUUUAGUGACGCUGUUUCAAAAAAUCGAGCGAAUGCCGCAGAACUCUUUUUAUGUGAACUUGAUUCUGACCGGGGUAGUGUCGAGGCUGGCGUUGUAUCCUCAACCGCUUCUACGUUCCUUCCUUCUCAAUUAUAACAUGGUUCUUAAGCCAGGAGUACGCUCGUUGUUUCAGAUCCUGAGCUCAGUGAAAAUCAAGGUAGAGAACAUUGUGGAUCAAGUCGACGGACUCGACAAGUUACUGCGUCGAGCAAGAAAGAACUUGAUUCUCCGCGAGGAAAAGAGCCGUGUAAGUAUACAAAGCGUUGUUGCAGACGUGCAACAACCGCAGAAAAUAGCCAAACACUCCGAGCCGCGAAGCCCCACCACGGCUCACAAGCUGCUGCGACAAAAAACGGAUUCCUCGCUCUUGAGUAGCGUUCGCUUGCUUCAAGACGGGCCUGCCCCCAAAAGUUUUGUCAAGGGGGGUGCUAUUCUGCGCAAACAGUCUCUUGACCCUCCCAUGAGUCCGAAAUUGGUCAAAGCCAGUCAAGAGAGACGAGGUAGUAACGCUAGUGCGAGCACGAGCUCAAGUUUGUCGCUGAGUGAGUCGUGGGAGAGUUUGAACUCGCUAAGCCCGAAGUUCGGAAGCACCGCCGAUGUAAGCGCGGAGAACUUCCCGAAACCGGGGACAAUUCAAAAACUCGCCAGUCCCCAGAAUUCGCCCAGAAAAUCUUUGUCGAAGAACACGUUUAAGAGGAAAAACCCAAAGACUGCGAAAAACGCUGUUUACUGUAUCGUGGUCUUGGAAGAAUGGCUGAAGGAACUCGCCGCGAUUUCCCAGGAACAUGCUUUGUUGCUUGGCGCGGGAGAUGAAUGGCAUGCCACUACCUUGUAACCCCUGGGGCUGUGUACACCCCAGGGAUAUUACACUGGAAAAGCAACGGAGUAACAAGAUGCUUUGUCGCCAGUGGAAGAAAAGAUAUUCCCCCAAUUAAACUAGUCUACGUAAUAGUAUCGAAAAUAUUAUAUUCUUGGGCUAUUUCGAACAAUUUUUUGGGAAAUAGUGUUUUUUAAUCAAUAAGACCGAAAUGUACCUUAGUCCCAGAGGUUUCCCUUCUUUCUUCUACAGUCAAGCGAAAGUUGAGCCUUCAAAAAUGUCAUCGUUUUGUCGCUUAAAAAUGAAUGCUUUAAGAGGAACGGAAACUUCAUAGACGAAGGCACCGAAAGUUGUUCGGUGGAAAGAGAUGCGACUCAUUGUCUUGCGGAGAUAUAUGUAGUUCCAUAAAUGUAGUUGUUGACCAUAGAGCGGUUUUCACUUGGGUAUCAAAACUAAUUCGCCCUUGCUUUGGUUUUGUAUUACGACGUACGUUGAUUGGCCAAAAAAAUCUGGCGCCACUUUUUCAUCCAAUCAGAACUCGUUCGCACGCGUUUUCCCGCUCUUCGCCGCGGGUCCAUGUAUUUUCUUCGCGUUUUGAUUGGUUUACUGGAUUGUCUGCAUCCUUUGUGAUUGGCCAAAGUGAUAACAUCGAUUUUGAUUUCGAUACUCGGUUGAAACCGCUCUACUUAAUUCAAGUAAAAAUUUUCUCUUUUAGUCAAUGAUAGAUACCGUGAUGGAAAAUAGAAAAAUUUUAUAAUAACGGGCCAAAAUUAGUGUUUAAAAGAAAUUUUAUACCAUCCAGAGUUUUUCUCUUUAAUAUUUAAAGAGAAGCUAUCGAUUAGAAUGUUAUUUUGUUAUUGGUUAAAGUUUAUAUACUAGUUUAUUAUAUGGCUGUGUCUCACAAGGACUGGGAACUACCGAAUUCGCGAAUCUGAUUGGCUGAAAUCGAUAUUGACCGCGGUCUAGAUUUUCCCAUCUAGACCGACAUCUCGACCGAUUACGUUUUGCCGUGAAAAAGUUGCAAACUAAAUACAAAAAUAUUGACUAUUUUCUUCCAAAAUAUUGGUUCCAGAAAAUAUACAUAUUGUGGAAGUGCCAAGGCUGAUGAAGAAAAAAAGUAAAGAGGACGAGCAAACUUUGGCAGAAGUAAGUUCAGCUCAUCGCCGUUCGCA
Molecule: messenger RNA, 4064 nt
Organism: Orbicella faveolata
Lineage: Eukaryota; Metazoa; Cnidaria; Anthozoa; Scleractinia; Merulinidae
Product: FHIP family protein v1g243165-like
Source: RefSeq, a predicted model, not a curated record